CCCAGCAGCCAUCAGUUCAGUCCGAAGAACAUGAAAUUCCUGACGGUAUUCGCAUUCGCCUGUGUGGCAACGUUUGUGGUGCUCCACAGCGCCUACGGGUCUCCCCUGCCGGAGCCCGUUCCUGAUCCCAGUCCAACGUCCGAUGUGAGUCGCAUUGGCAAACCCGUACCCAGCCCAGGUCCGAAUCCCAAGGCAGAGGCGAAUCCCAAUCCCUUGCCAGCAGCUUCUCCGCCAAAAUUAAACUUGCCUUAUUUGGAAUCAUUGGGACACCAGGCCGCCGGAGGUGAUGCCAACUUCGUGGCCCUAUCAGCCAAUGCGGAGCCCAUGAUUCCGGCCCCAGAAGCUGCAGCCCCGAAAGUGGACGAGGCCCAGGCCUAGUCGGGGGAUGCCCCAUUAUUGAGGAGCACAGCAGCAGCUAAUCUAUCUGGAGCCUGCACAGCCACACACAAGGAAGACACACACAUAUAAUAAUCUCCGGUAUUUAAUAUAUGCACUUAUGUAUUCCAACAUCCAGCAUGGGCAUUAAUAAAAUUGCAAAAAAAAAAUGUGA
Molecule: messenger RNA, 550 nt
Organism: Drosophila suzukii
Lineage: Eukaryota; Metazoa; Arthropoda; Insecta; Diptera; Drosophilidae
Product: serine/threonine-protein kinase C
Source: RefSeq, a predicted model, not a curated record